UAGCAGAGGUAAGGAGAGGAGAGAAGGACGCCACCAUCUCAUCUCUGGAUGGCUGAACCGUUCUCCUGAUGGACCGGCCCCGCUGAAGGGACCGGCAAGCCAAGCCCACCGGUGUGAGGACUGAGAGAGGAGAGCCUAUAAAAACCCUGCAGCGGCAUCUCAGCGGGUGUCUUUCACCAAGAUCACCAUCGUCCGCCUCCUCUAGCCUCUUUUCGACCUGCAAACUUAAAACUCGGACUAAUCAUUCUUUUGUGUCAUCAGGAUAACACACAGCAGGAGCAGCCAUGUCUCACGGAUGGGGAUACGGACCAUCAAACGGACCUGACAAAUGGGAGGAAGACUUUCCCGUAGCCAACGGGCCCAGACAGUCUCCUAUCAACAUUGUCCCCAAGGAGGCCCAGUAUGACUCCUCUCUGAGGCCUCUGAGACUCAAGUAUGACCCCUCCAACGCCAAGGGCAUUCUCAACAAUGGACACUCCUUCCAGGUGGACUUUGUGGACGACACAGACAGUUCCACCCUGACUGGAGGCCCUAUUUCUGGAACGUACCGCCUGAGACAGUUUCAUUUCCACUGGGGAGCCAGUGAUGACAGAGGCUCCGAGCACACCGUCAACGGCAUCAAGUUCCCCUGUGAGCUUCACCUGGUGCACUGGAACACUAAGUACUCUGACUUCGGAGAGGCAGCCAAGCAGCCUGAUGGACUCGCUGUGGUUGGGGUCUUUCUGAAGAUUGGUGCUGCCAACCCCAGACUUCAGAAAGUUCUGGAUGCCUUGGAUGCUAUUAAGACCAAGGGAAAGCAGACCACUUUUGGCAACUUCGAUGCAAAGACUCUUCUUCCUGGUUCUCUGGAUUAUUGGACCUAUGACGGCUCUCUGACCACACCCCCUCUGUUAGAGAGCGUCACCUGGAUUGUCCUCAAGGAGCCAAUCAGUGUCAGCCCCGUGCAGAUGGCCAAGUUCCGCAGCCUCCUCUUCACUGAAGAUGGAGAAGCUCCAUGCUGCAUGGCGGACAACUACCGACCUCCCCAGCCUCUAAAGGGCCGUCAGGUCCGCGCUUCCUUCAAAUAAACCCUGCUUCACCUUCAUAGCUCUCUUGCCCCUUUGCUUAACACCCCCCCCCCCCCCCCCCCCCCCCCUUUCCCUAACCUUCUUACUCUCAUUGUUCUGCACAUGCAGUCUUUAGGCUACAUUAUAUUAGCCCUAACAACAUCUGAAUUAUAUCUUCUCACACUUUCUGUGACAUUGACUAAUUGGAUGUAUUUUAAAAUAAAAUAACUUUGAAAGUCAUUCUUAAGCUUUGAUACUACAGUAUAGUUCACACAUAAAAUGGUAGUGGUAAAAUAAUACAUGAACAUUUUCCACUCAGUCUUACUCUGACGUAGCACAAAAGAAAGCAGCUUAAGAAUAAAAGUUUGGAUUUACCCCAGCUAACACAGGGACCAAAGGACAACUAACAAUAGGACUGGAAUUCUAGCCCUUGAUCUCCUCAUGUUGUCUGUAACAUGUUGUUCAUCCUACAUUCUCUGGCCAGUCUAGAACUAAUAAUCAAAAUGAUGUUCUCACUUAUUGUGUCUCUUUCUGUGUAACAAGACAGUCGAGUCCAUCAGAGGUAGGAUCUAUCCAAAAAUAUAAUUUUAGAUAUUCUAAGAGUUGAAUUCGUGUUUGUGUUAUUAUAGGAAAUUUGAACACGUUUAAGCAUUUACUAUCAACAGUAAUAGCAUUAAUGCAAUGAAGUUUAACAGACUACAUAGCCAACUCUAUAUUAUGGGAACACCUGUGCUAUAUACCUAUAUAUUACUUGAAAAAUACACUCAGCCCAUCCUUGUUGGAUGUAGCUCCAAGUUACAUGCAGGGGUUAUUAUCGUUAGAAUUUCUUCAUCUUUUUGAAAACAUAAAUCAUAUGCUUUGCCUUGUUUGAAAAUGAAAGCCUUUAUCAGUUUCCUGAAGCUCUUUCUAUGCAUCUGAUUGUGCUGUGGAUUGUGCUGCAGGCAGUUGCUCAGAUUGUUAAAGCUCAUGUUUUAAUUGAUGCCUCAUUUUGUCAGUUUGAGACAAAGUGAUCACACCAGCAACAAGAGCGUUUGGAUGGGACAUUUUUCAGUGGCGACCGUAACAGUUGCGCCCUGUGGCCGCCGCCCAUCAGCUGGCACUUAUGCAAGUAGAUUGUUGGACUUGUGAUCACCUCGUAAUGAUAAUGCGAUGGGAUGCUGCAGUAUGUUUGCGAAAGACAGUCCUACCUAGAAUUGGGUGAUAGAACAGCCUGAGGCGGUAUGAAAGCUUAACUACCUAUCACCAGAGUGCAUUAAAAUGUCUUUAAGACCUAUGGAAUAUAAAGUUUGUUGGAAAGAAGUGAAAGGAUUAAUGACUAUACAAGCUACCGUACCAACACAAGCCACAGAAUUUUAAGCCAUUUAGAUCACUGAAUUAUUCUACUUUGUCAGCAAUGUCUAUAGUCAUUACUCCAUCUAACUGAGCUGAAAUCAAUGGCAGGUAUUGAUUAGAGACCAGAGCAAUGUUACUUUUUAGCUUUUAUAUCUAUGUUAUUUAAAGUGUUAUGUGGAGUGUGGCUAACGUGAAACAGCUGUAACCCUUUCAAGUGUGUCACUUAAAACCGCUGUCACAUUAAAGAUGGAAAAAUAUUUUGUGUGAAUCUGUCAUGUCAUAUAUGGGAAAGAAUUUUAUCAAUAAAAACUAUUUUAAAUUUG
Toxotes jaculatrix (banded archerfish) is the source of this 2701-nucleotide messenger RNA. It is a transcript of the gene cahz, whose product is annotated as carbonic anhydrase. The transcript is spliced from 7 exons. Gene Ontology annotation, cellular component: cytoplasm. The coding region runs from base 285 to 1067 and encodes 260 amino acids. NCBI's taxonomy places the organism in Eukaryota, Metazoa, Chordata, Actinopteri, Toxotidae. The record is from RefSeq and is a predicted model, not a curated record. Gene Ontology annotation, molecular function: carbonate dehydratase activity; zinc ion binding. Gene Ontology annotation, biological process: carbon dioxide transport.